Molecule: messenger RNA, 249 nt
Organism: Peronospora matthiolae
Lineage: Eukaryota; Oomycota; Peronosporomycetes; Peronosporales; Peronosporaceae
Source: the annotation of a GenBank genome assembly
AUGGUGGACACUGCCUCGAAGCAUCGAGCUGAGUUUGCCUUUGCUCAGCUUGAGAACGAGAGAUCUCUGACAUCUCUUCGUGACGAGCUAAGGGUAGCUCGUGGGAUUGCUGAUCGGUCUCGGGCUGAGAUAACUGCUCUUCAGACCCUUGUUGAUGCCCACCAUCGGGAGCACAAGGCUCUCUGCGAGAUGCUUGAGCGCAAGGGCGUUCUUCAUCGGAAGAAGCAGCGUACUGAUGGUACGGCUUAA